Messenger RNA from Dreissena polymorpha, 7316 nucleotides. Its product is annotated as ankyrin repeat domain-containing protein 42-like. The coding region runs from base 605 to 2248 and encodes 547 amino acids. NCBI's taxonomy places the organism in Eukaryota, Metazoa, Mollusca, Bivalvia, Myida, Dreissenidae. The record is from RefSeq and is a predicted model, not a curated record. The transcript is spliced from 15 exons. Gene Ontology annotation, molecular function: protein binding.
AGCAUAGUAAGCAAGAGAGAUAGAACUUGAGCCAGACGCUGUACAUUCACUGAACUCCAUCCUGUCUAUGCGAACAAGACUGUUGUUGGAACAGUUUUAUAUUGACCAGCAGAAACUGUUACUCAAGCUAAACACUUGACACUAUAAUGGCUCCCUCCUGUUUAGGUGGAAGUGACAGUGGUUGGGAUAGUUAUUUAGUGAGCAGCAGCAAACUCAAGUCAGACACUGGACAUGUACUGACAUCCAAACUGUCUAGGUGGAAGUGACUGUGGUUGGAAUAGUUGUCUAGUAAGCUACAGAAUAUUUCAAAUAUUAUUCUAGCUAGGCACUGGACAUGACCUAACCUCCCUCCUGUUGUGGUGAAAGUGAUUGUAGAUGAAACAGUUGUAAAGUGAGCAGAGGGACUGUAACUCAAGCCAAACAUUUGACCCUAUAAUGACCAACCUCCUGUUUAGGUGGAAGUGACAGUGCCUGGGAUAGUUGUCAAGUCAAGAAUCAAAAGCCAAGUCGUGUCAGAAAUAUUAGCCAAUCAGAUGCGCUGUUACAAGACUGGUUACGACAGGUGUCAGACAUUUGUAAACAAGAAGUUGACAACCAACAAAAUAUGCCUGCUCAGAAAAAAUACGCAAACAUCCAUGAGGCAGUGAAUGCUGGGGAUGUUGUGGCCUUGGAGACGAUGGUGAAAGCAGCGGCCAACAUCAACGAGGUCAACGAACGAGACAAGUUCACUCCCCUGCACUGCGCAUGUAAUGUGGGGGCUCUUGAAUGUCUUCACUGGUUGCUAUGGCACGGCGCUGACACCACGGUUACCACUCCUAAGGGUUGGACCCCUGCACACAUAGCCGCAAUACGGGGUCAAGACGCAUGCCUACAGGGUCUUGCAAACAACAACGUGAACCUGAGUGCCAAGGACCAUAGAGGCAGCACACCGGGCCACCUGGCCGCUGCACACGGGAACUCCUUCACCCUCAACACCAUCCUCAGAUCUGGCACAGACAUAAACACAACAGACAAGAAUGGCUGGACGCCGGUACAUGCUGCCUGUUACCAUGGGAGACUGGGCUGUCUACAACUACUCAACAAGUGGGGCGCCAGUAUUGACGAAUGCGAUAAUAUCGGGAAUACCCCAGCACACUACGCAGCAGCCGAGGGUCACCUGCCCUGCCUGAAAUUCCUCGUCAGCACGGGUAUCAGCCCAACACACGUGCUGGGCGCCCGUAACGACCAGGGGGAGACACCUAAGGACCUUGCCCAGCAGUUCUACAAGGACGCCAUCAUUGAAUACAUCAACGGCAUCGAGUGGGAACGGGAUCACCCAGAACAGACUGAGAAUCUGGCAUUCCCUGCUCAUGUGGCUGCAUUCAACGGUGACCUUGACCACUUGAGAAUGCUGGUGGAGAAUGGAGUAGUGAACAUCAAUGAACGUGAUGACAAGGGCUCAACACCCGCGCAUAAAGCUGCUGGGCAGGGCCAUGUGCACGUGCUACAGUGGCUUAUAGAGAUGGGCGCAAACCUGUCAAUUACAAACCAAUCAGGCGAGACCCCGCGUGACGUGGCCCGGAGAUUCUCCAAACUGGCGUGUGUCAAGCUGCUUGGUCGAGAUCCACUACUCAGGGGGGAACAAGAGGAGGCCGAAGAUCUUGGAUAUCCCGCACACCUUGCAGCAUUUUCUGGAGACCUGGAACACCUGGCAUCCCUCAUAGAGAAAGGCGUCAGUAAUAUCAACGAGCAGGAUGAGAAAGGGUCUACUGCUGCACAUAAAGCUGCAGCCCAGGGUCAUGCCCACAUUCUUAAAUGGCUGCUAGAAAAGAAUGCGGACAUGUCGCUACGCAACACUCAGGGUCGUACACCGCUAGAUGUGGCACGCAGAUAUGGCAACAAAACAUGUGUGAAAAUUCUUGGCGGAAACCCAGAUGACUUACAACACCUGGAGGAGUGGUCGGAUGAAGAAGCAGGAGGGACAGAGGGAAAUACAGACGGGGCCUCCAUCUCUGUCAGCGAUAAACAGAAGAAAGAAUCCCGAGGUCGGGCCCGACGUAAAGUCGAAGACUUGGAGCGACUGCUGGAGAUUGCCAAGAAGAAUUACACGCAGCUUGGCGGGUCACUGCCAGAGGAUCGCAAGAGGCUACAGACCAUCAAAGACAAGGACAAAACAAUCAAUGAACUAGAAGCUCACCUGGACUACGAGCGAUUACGUCGUGAGAAACUGGAGGCCCAGCUCGACCAGCUCGAGACAUGGCUGACUUGAGCUACCGUCUGCAGGCAAAACUAGGGGAUGACAGUGAUUCGGAAUCUGAUGCUGGAUACGGGCACCAAUUAAGACAGUCUACAAAACAACGAGUUGUGAAGAAGCGCUCUGGCUUGAAGAAGAGAUCACAAGACGAGGGAGGAGUGUUCAUCAAAAGAAAUGUGUCCAAAGAGAAACGAGGGGCAAGAUAUCAGAAAGUUGUAUGAGAGAUAAAUGUUUUUUUUAUAGGCGGGUCAUUUUUUAAGAUCUGGGUAAAGCUGUUGAAGUUUUAAGUCUGUUUGCUUAACCCUUUACCACUCUAAUACAUAUUUUGACUCAUUCAUAGUCCCUGAGAAGGCUAAAUUUAAUUAAAGACCUUUCUUACUUUCUUCAAGUUUUACAGGCUUCAUUUCCAACCCUAAGAUACUGAUGAGCAGCAAACAGCAUAAAGCCUGAACAGACUGCGAGUUACUCGCAGGUUGUUCUGGUUUUAUACUGUUUGCAUAUAGCAAUUUUCACUUUGCUUCUGAGUGGGAAAGGGUUAAAUUUAGGUAACAUUAUAGUCUGCCAGGUUGUUUCUUUUGUUUUCGCAUAACACUCAGUCUCAUUUGAUGAAGAAGGUAUACAUAGCUGUAUUUUAGUUAAUGUUAAUGUAGUGCAUUUUAAUGUUGUUUUCAUUUUCUGAAACGAUUUAUUCAAGAUACUCUAUUUAUAUUUUAUAUCUUUAUCUACCUAUAUGGUGAAUAUAUUGCUUCAGUAUUUACGUGUUAAUACAUAUUAAAAAACAUUUUGCAUUGUAUGUGUUGGUUACUCAUACUGCCAGAAACCAUUAUUCGCAGUUUUUUGUUGUUUUAAAUGCAUGUUUAAAUUUGUUUUCAAUAUCAUAUCAAGGUGUGUAUUGUUAAUUAAUUCAUAAUGUAUAAAAUAUCUUAAAUGCUCCAAAGAAAACACAAACAUACAUUUAUUUUAUAUGAAAAUGGGUAAAAAUAUAAAAUCGUAUUAGGCAAUAACAUUGCAAAUUAAAAUCUAAUUGUUGUUUUUUAAGCUUGCAUUUUGAAUCUUCAUUUGGUGUUUUUUGGGAUUACAAGAAUAAUGUUAUGAUGGAAAAAAUGCUUGUUUACUUAAAUUUCAUCAAAUAUAAGAGGGAAUGUCAAAAGAUAAUAUUGUUCCCAAAUAAUUAUGUUCCAAAUAUGGCAUUAGUUUUCUAUCAAUUCUGGACAUAUAUGAUUUUUAUGCUCCCGGUAGGGUGGCAUAUAGCAGUUGAACUGUCCGUCAGUCCGUCUGUCUGUCCGUCCGAAAUCUUUAACAUUGGCCAUAACUUUUGCAAUAUUGAAGAUAGCAACUUGAUAUUUGGCAUGCAUGUGUAUCUCAUGGAGUUGCACCUUUUGAGUGAUGAAAGGUCAAGGUCAAGGCCAUCCUUCAAGGUCAAAGGUUAAAAAAAUAAUCCAAGGGAAGUAACAAGCUUUAAAAGGAGAUCAUUUAUAUUUAUCAUUUGGCAGGCUCAGAUCAUUUUCACAAGGGAAGUAAUAUUUAUAAAAGGGAUAUAAUCAAAAAAAUAUAAUAAAUCAAAGCGGCGCAAGGGGGCAUUGUUUUUCUGACAAACACAUCUCUUGUAAAUUUGUACUAUUUGCUUAAGCUGCCAUAGCAUUUAUUUUACAAACAUAAAAGUGAAUAUUUUAUUACAAAACCAUCUCUCCGUGACAGUCAGCAGAUAAGCCAAACAAGAUUGUAAGUUGUCACGAUUUCAAGGCAAUGCUAUUAAGUAACUUUGGAUAUUUUGUAGCUUUGAUGAAAUGUGAUAAUAUGUCAAUAAAAUCCCCAAGGUCUGAAUUAAUAUAUGAGCACACCUUAUAACCAUAUGGUGUGUGUGAUUGUGAAUUAAGUUCAACCUUUUCAUAUUGUAUGGUAUUAUUUACAUAAUACAAUUAUGUACGUCUCACUGAUUGUUUACCAAUGGACACCAACUGAAAAUAUAUCAUACAGUAUUCAACGCGCAAACUUGCUUGUAUUGUCAUUGAAUUAUCAUAAUGUAGUAAUAAAUAUUAACCUGUGUUUAUUGUUUGAUUCAUGAAAGCAAGUAGUAGCAAGUUAUUUCUUUCUUGGUAUAAAACAUCAUUGCAAAAUACGCACUUAUUAAAUAUUAAAAUUUUAAUAAUUUAAUUUUUAAUAAUUUCCCAUUAAUUUAACCUCUACGUUGAUAUCGACCUGCUACAAAUGUGUCUGAUAUGUAGAUUAUAUCUGUUUAACAGGCGUUUAUAACAGUCAAUGAUAAGUGGUUCGUCUUAUUAUUCUGAACCAACUAUAGUUACCUUUGUCGGUGAAAACAAAUCAAGAUGCAGGCUUUCCAGCGUUCCUAGUAUUUCCUAGUUUAAAAAAAAAUAUGCUCCUAGUUUUUUUUAGUUUUGUCAAAAACCUCCUAGUAUUCCUUGUUUUUCAUUUAUUUGGCACUUCUUUGGAUAAGAUAAAUCUGUCUUUUAAUGUGUUUUAGAGAUUUUGUUUCAAAAUAGGACCUUCAGGUUAUUGAGCUGACAAUAUUUGGUAGUCUUUGUGGGGUCUGGUGUCACUGAUUACAUAGUCUACCCUUCACAGGUGAUACCUGAAAGUUGGACUGAGCUCUGUGAUGACUACACAUGAAAACUUAUGGCUAUAUUCUGAAACGUUCCUCCACUCAACCCAACCUCAGUUAAAUCCAAUCAGUAUAAUUACGCACAUGAUUUUAUCUAACAGUCCUCUCUUUCACUCACACUGGUAUUCACAAAUGUUAGGACAGCUUAAGGUUUCUUGACUGAGGGAGGAUAUGGUGAGGUAGCUAAGUUGUUCUUUGAGCCUCACUCAAAGUGUUUUUUUAUGAAUACCGAAACAGCAGCUCGUACAACUAUGUGUUUAUUGUGUUCGUUUUUGUUAUUUCAAAGUGUGGGUAAUUUAAAAAAAAUACACUGUAUCGCGAAUUUGGAACCACAAAAUCUUGUGUUAAUUAAUGGAUAUAAUAUUUAUUCUGGAGCACUUUGGUAAUGGCUCUUUUUUUAGAUUUUAUAUACCACUUUAAUCUUGUGCGCAUUAAGAAUAAGAUAGUAAACAACAUUUAAUUUGAGGAAACCAACUUAUGUCAGUACUAAAAAUCGCUUUUUGUGACAUUUUUUCAGGUGAGAGUUUAAAUUAGUGUUUUGAAUGAUAAUAUUUUAAUGCGAGGAUUGUUGCCUAUCAAUUAGUGUCGUUUAAAAUUAAUUGCAUUAAAUGUUAUAUAGCCGUCAUUUACUUGUAAUAGUAUAAUGAUGCAUAUUUACAGCAAUGGUCAUGUAUUAGACAACGUUCACAGUUAAAGCGGGUAUGCAUGACCUUGACAAAUGUUUGUUCAACAAAAGUAAACGUCUUAAAAUUUGAUAUACAUGCAGUUCAUUAUUAAUUUAUAGACCCUUUCAGAAUGACAUGUGUCCGAAAAUGUAAAUUUCGGAGGAUAUUUAAAUCAGAAAUUACACUCAACUGUACAGACAGUUUUUGCAUCAUGUAAUAAUAAUAAUGAAGAUGAUUCCAUACAAAAACCAUUUUGUUGGUUUAUAAGUUUUAUUUGCAUUUUUCAAUUAUUAUAUCGAUAUUUAACAUAAAAUUACUCUUAUCUGUAAUUUGUUGAAGUAAAUAUGCUUUAUAACAAUGUUCAAGUGAGGAUAUUGAAGAUUUGUUUCUCAAUUCCUGACUCUUAUUUUUUUCAUAGGAUAAUACAAUAACAUGCAAAUCUAUCACUAUAGUAUGUGUGGUUUGUUUGUCAAAACAAGAUCUUUUUGCAAAGCUGAUCUAAGACAGUGGGAUUCGUUAUUUGAAAAUGUUAUUAGAUCAUUUAUAUAUGGAGGUGCUAAGUGGAAAAUGGUUUUAUAUUUUUGUAUCACAGUGUGAUAAUUUACCCUGUCAUGAAAUGUCAUCCAAAUCAAUGUUUUAAAUAGUUUAAUGUAGAUUAUGCAUGUACACUGUAAUACUAAAUGUAUAUUUACUGACUAGGCCAAUCAUUAUUGCUCAUAAUGAUAACAUGUCGCCGUUUACGAUUAUUUUUACGAUUCAGACCAAAAUCAUUCGUUUCGCACUGAUUUUACUAACACACAAAUGCAAUGGUUGCUGUUUGAAAAUAUAUACGUAUAAGCUCUCUCCUUGUCGGCAUAAAGCGCAUAAUUGUUCUAGCUGCAUCAAAUGAAAUGUUACGCCACCAAAUGUUCUUUGUUCUUGAAUAUUUGGCGUUCUUUCAACAUAUGUGAUAAAACUAUUACAGAUAGAUAUAUGUUAAAAUCACUUAAAUGAAUAUGAUAAUAGUACAUGUUUAUGCCGAUAAUUUAAACAUAUGAAACCAUUUAUAUGGUUUGAUUUUAAUUUAAUAAAUCAAAGUGGAAGCUGCGUUUAAUCAAUGUUAUAAAGCCAGCAGCUGCACAUAACCUCUAACCUGUAAUAAAUAUACAUUUGUUAGUCCGAUAGUUUUAUCACAUCACAUCACAUAUUUACAUUUGAAAAUGAUAUUUCAUAUAUGCUUAUGGUGUGAUGUAAGUUGGCAUCUAUGGCUUUUUAGUUUUUGAUGUGGUUUCGUAAGUGUUUAGAAAAUUUAUUAUUUGUCACAUAGAAGAUAGAAGGCUUAUAUUUAAGAUAGCAAGUAUUAAUAGCAUACCAUAGUUUAAUUGUAUUGCAGACCGUGCAGAUAUUGUGCCUACUUACUGAGGCAACACACUGAAGACUUUGAAUCUACAAAACAAAUAAUGAUGAUACUACUAGUAAUAAUGUUUCUGAUAAAGUCGCGCUUCGAAUAUGCUACCCAUUCCCUUGUUAUAUUCGUACGCAUUUGCCUUUUGAUUUUUUUAUCAAGUUGUAUAUGUACAGAAUAAAAAAAUACAUAUAGAAUCACUGAAAUAUACAAAAUAUUUUUGUCAGCGCGAGCAGUCACAAAACAAGCAGUGUUAUUAUAACAUAGCAUUAACACUCGUCACAUACCAUAUUGAAAAAAAACAUUAAUGAAAUUGUGUUCAUAUAACAAUAUUUGAUUGUAAUAUAUAUUUAGUAUAUGAUAAAAAGGUGAUUGUUUCCACUAAAUUCGCCAAAUAAAAUAAGGGUAGGUAUA